Molecule: messenger RNA, 4127 nt
Organism: Ailuropoda melanoleuca (giant panda)
Lineage: Eukaryota; Metazoa; Chordata; Mammalia; Carnivora; Ursidae
Gene: GZF1
Product: GDNF inducible zinc finger protein 1
Exons: 6
Coding region: 182-2329 (715 amino acids)
Biological process (GO): regulation of cytokine production; regulation of immune system process; negative regulation of transcription by RNA polymerase II
Cellular component (GO): nucleoplasm
Molecular function (GO): DNA-binding transcription repressor activity, RNA polymerase II-specific; RNA polymerase II cis-regulatory region sequence-specific DNA binding; protein binding
Source: RefSeq, a predicted model, not a curated record
GGGCGGAGCCGUUUGGGGGCGGGGCGGGCCCUGCGGCGGCCAAUCGGCGGCGCCCGCCCUGUUGUUCCGCCCCGCCCAGCCUGCCGUCGGUCCCCGGGGGCCUGGUCCGGCGGACGCGCGGUAGCGGCGGCGGCGGAGGCGGCGACGCCGGCUGGGAGAGCUGUUAUUAGAAAGGAGAAACAUGGAAAGUGGUGCAGUUCUGUUGGAAUCCAAAUCCUCACCGUUCAACCUUCUGCAUGAAAUGCAUCAACUACGCCUUCUUGGUCACCUGUGUGAUGUGACUGUCAGUGUGGAGUACCAGGGCGUCAGAGAAGAGUUCAUGGCUCAUAAGGCGGUGCUGGCAGCCACCAGCAAGUUCUUUAAGGAGAUGUUCCUUAAUGAGAAGACUGUGGAUGGUACGAGGACUAACGUCUACUUAAAUGAAGUGCAAGUUGUUGACUUUGCCUCAUUUUUGGAGUUUGUGUACACUGCAAAGGUACAGGUGGAAGAAGAUCGGGUGCAGCGAAUGCUGGAAAUGGCUGAGAAACUAAAAUGUCUGGACUUAUCGGAGACUUGUUUUCAGUUGAAGAAACAGAUGUUAGAGUCUGUACUUCUGGAGUUGCAGAACUUCUCUGAGUCGCAGGAGGCAGAAGGGAGCAGUGACUCCCAAGCAGCUGUUGCUCCUGACCCCAGGGCAAGUCCCCCCAGGGACAGUCCUCUCCCUAAUGGCCUCGGGGAUUCCUCAGAUCCCCUAGUGGAGACAAUCAGCAAUUGCCUGUUGCCAGAUAUCCCCCCGAGGAAGUCCAAGGAGAAACCAGACAAGAAAAAAGAUGCAGUCAAGCCUCCCUACCCGAAGAUCAGAAGGGCCAGUGGAAGGCUGGCUGGAAGAAAGGUGUUUGUGGAAAUCCCUAAAAAGAAAUACACAAGAAGGCUGCGGGAACAGCAGAAAAGUGCCGAGGACGACAUGGGGGAUUACCGCAGCCCCCAGGACCCCAACCUAGAGGCCCCGGGAGCAGAGAUGGAGCCCAUCACGAAGCAUGAGGAGUGCGGCGUGGGGGUGGAGGUGGCACAGGUGCUGCCAAAAGCAGGCAGCAGGGGGGAUGCAGGCCACGGGGAGGACGAUGACGACGACGACGAGGAGGGCGAGAAGAGGAAGAGCAACUUUAAGUGCACUGUCUGUGAAAAGGCCUUUCUGUAUGAGAAGAGCUUCCUGAAGCACAUCCGGCACCACCACGGGGUGGCCACCGAGGUGGUACAUCGCUGCGACACGUGCAGCCAGACCUUUGCCAACCGCUGCAACCUCAAGAGCCACCAGCGCCAUGUGCACAGCAGUGAGCGCCACUUCCCGUGUGAGCUGUGCGGCAAGAAGUUCAAGAGGAAGAAGGACGUCAAGCGGCACGUGGUGCAGGUGCACGAGGGCGGUGGCGAGCGGCACCAGUGCCAGCAGUGCGGCAAGGGCCUGAGCUCCAAGACAGCGCUGCGGCUGCACGAGCGGACGCACACGGGCCACAAGCCGUAUGGCUGCACCGAGUGCGAGGCCAAGUUCUCGCAGCCCUCGGCGCUGAAGACCCACAUGAGAAUUCAUACAGGGGAAAAACCUUUUGUCUGUGAUGAAUGUGGUGCAAGAUUCACUCAGAACCACAUGCUGAUUUAUCAUAAAAGGUGUCACACAGGUGAAAGACCUUUUAUGUGUGAAACAUGUGGCAAGAGUUUUGCUUCUAAGGAGUAUUUAAAACAUCACAAUAGAAUCCAUACUGGAUCCAAACCCUUUAAAUGUGAAGUUUGUUUCAGGACUUUUGCCCAGCGGAAUUCACUCUACCAGCAUAUUAAAGUCCAUACAGGGGAACGUCCUUAUUGCUGUGACCAGUGUGGGAAGCAGUUCACUCAGCUCAAUGCUCUCCAGCGUCACCAUCGCAUCCACACGGGGGAGAAGCCAUUCAUGUGUAACGCGUGCGGGCGGACAUUCACCGACAAGUCCACUCUCCGGCGACAUACCUCGAUACAUGAUAAGAAUACUCCAUGGAAGUCUUUCCUUGUUAUUGUAGAUGGCUCACCCAAGAAUGAUGACGCACACAAGACUGAGCAGCCAGAUGAAGAAUAUACGCCAUCCAAACUUUCGGAUAAAUUGCUGUCUUUUGCAGAAAAUGGCCAUUUUCACAACCUAGCCACAGUCCAAGGCAGCGUACCCACGGUGCACGAGAACAGUUCUGCAGACACGGCCUGCAAGUCGGACGAUUGCGUGGUGUCUCAGGACACGCUGCUGGCCACCACCAUCAGUGAGCUUAGCGAGCUGACCCCACAGACAGACCCAAUGCCCACACAGCUUCACUCGCUGACCAGCAUGGAAUGAGAGCUUAGUUACCUGCCAAGCAGAUCCUACGCUGCGUCUCCCGUGCGUUUGAUUGUUGUAUGCAGGCUACCAGUAGUCAGGGGCUAAGACAAAGAACUGUCUGGGGGCAGAGUGGGCAAGAAUACCUUCUGCACAUUUUCCUGAAUCUCUGCUAACUUGCACGUCUUUAUCAAAGCAUUUUUAGAGCCUCCCCUUAAAAAUCCCAGUCUGCAUGAUCUCAGCUAUGCUUGAUUGACAAACAAGGCAGUUAACAUGACCUCACUGGAUCCUGGUGCAGGUUGUAUGCAUAACACUUGUCUUGAUGUGUAGGAAGUUUGGACAGCCACAUAACUGUAGAAUACAGAGCCCUGGCCCAGCUCAUGAAGUUACUGUUAGUGAUCUCCCUGGUCUCUCAGCCUGCCUUACCCUUCUGUGUGGGUUUCGUUCCCUGAUCAUUUUAAGCUAUUUUUCUACCAACUUGAAAUAAAACUGGGACCAUGUAUUUUCAGCUCUUUCCUUUUGCACUGAAGCAAGUCCGGUUUGCUCUGGGGACCCUUGAGUUGGACUGAAGAAAUGGAUGGUUGCAUUCAUUCCCCUCCACCUCCUGUCUGUAGGCACUAAAAAAGGAAUGAUAAAUUGAACACUUGAAAAAUGGCUUCAUAUAAUCUGUACUUACAGCAUAUUUGCAGCUAGGAAGUUGGCCAUAGAAUAACUGCUGAAAUGAAGUGUGGCUGUUGGGUUUCAUUCCUAAAGUCUUAUGAGGUAAAAGCUGUCCUACCAAAGAUUCUAGCAGCAAAUGGUGUUGUAGUUUUUGCAGAGGUGUGAAAAGUGAAGAGGCUUUAGAACACUUGAAACACUGUCCUUUUAUUUACAAGUAGCAAUGAGGUGACCUGGCAAAUCUUAGAACAGAGUGUUAGUAUUUUUGGCUAGGUUUUCCUGAUUUACUCUGUGAUUUUCAGAAACCCAGAAUUUCUCAUUUACAUAUCAAGAGCUUGAAACAGGCAAGUAAUUCCCACACGUUUGUUUACUUGGGAACAUGUGAGCAUAUAAGCAGAAAGGACCAAAAGCCUUGGAACUUGUCUUUGAUUAUGCCUUAAGAGUGGAUUGCGAAGAACCAGGAACUUUAUCUUCAGUGUUCCCGUGGCUGGCUCAUGCUGGCCUUCUGCUUAAAAUGAAUUUGCAGUGAAGUUAAUUCUGCUGUUUUUGCUAAGCCUGAUUCCUGGUUCCUGUGGCUUGGAUGUGUUGCCGCAUGCUAAGUGCUUUGACUCACAUGUAACCCUAAACAUGAUAAUUUAAAGAAGAAUUCUUUUGUUCACUAGUUGCUCUUUUUCUUACAUUUUAAUUUAUUAAACUUGAUGUGAAAACAUGUUCAUUUUCUAAGAGAAAGGUACUUUAUCCUACGUUCCAGGAUGAAGGCACAGCUGCACUAUGCCAGAAACUAAUGUGGGAAGACUCCCUAAAUGCUUAUUUUGUUCUAACUGGUAACAUGUUAAUAAAAAGCCACUCUAAGAUGUUUUAGGUGCUGAUAACAUGUUUCACACUUGCUCUUGAAGAUGGCAGAACUGAAUUUUCAAUGAUGAUAGCAUAUCCUGGUUGUAUUUACAGAACAAUAAAACUGUCUCACAACCAUUUUACUUUUGGUAAGAGAAUGAGCCUGCCCAGCUGAUGUACUGUUUCAUGGAAUAAAGUCGUCUUAAUGAGAAGGAAUUUAAAUAAUAGAUUAUUUUGUUACCUACUGGAAGAAUUUUUGUCUUGAAUUUGUUUCUCUAGAAAUUCUACAAAAAAUCAUUUGUGUUAAUAAAUGUUUGCUUUCUAAAAA